This is a messenger RNA of Anopheles nili, 833 nucleotides long. It is a transcript of the gene ND-24, whose product is annotated as probable NADH dehydrogenase [ubiquinone] flavoprotein 2, mitochondrial. The record is from RefSeq and is a predicted model, not a curated record. Gene Ontology annotation, molecular function: NADH dehydrogenase activity. Lineage: Eukaryota; Metazoa; Arthropoda; Insecta; Diptera; Culicidae. Bases 69 to 788 code for a protein of 239 amino acids. The transcript has 5 exons. Gene Ontology annotation, biological process: mitochondrial electron transport, NADH to ubiquinone.
GAAUUCUCGAUUUACCCUUAGCUGGUGGGAAAAUUUGUUCGUUGUAAACGAAACUCGGAGCAAUUGCAAUGCUGCGUUUGUUCUCCAACGCUUUGCGACUCGGGGCUGCCCGGCCUCUGAGUACGUCGUCGGUUAAGCUGAGCGAUAAUUUAUUCGUUCAUCGCGAUUCUCCCGAGGACAAUCCCAGUAUCCCGUUUGAGUUCACUGCCGAUAAUCAGAAGGAACCGGAGGCUAUUCUGAACAUCUAUCCAGAGGGUCAUAAGCGUGGUGCUAUGAUUCCAUUGCUGGAUCUAGCACAACGACAGCACGGAUGGCUGCCGAUCUCGGCUAUGCACAAGGUAGCCGACAUCCUGGGACUGCCACACAUGAGGGUGUACGAGGUGGCAACUUUCUACACCAUGUUCAUGCGAAAACCUACCGGCAAAUAUCAUAUUCAAGUUUGCACCACCACUCCAUGCUGGCUGUGUGGAUCAGAUGAAGUGCUGGAGACCUGCAAGAAAAAUCUAGGGAUCGGUGUCGGUGAAACCACCAAAGAUGGAAAGUUCACAAUCUCCGAAGUGGAAUGCUUGGGUGCCUGCGUGAAUGCACCGAUGAUGGCGGUUAACGAUGAUUACUAUGAGGAUUUAAGCGUUGCUGAUACGGAAGAAAUAUUGAACAGUCUUAAGCAAGGGCAGCAUCCACGUGCAGGUCCCCGCAACGGUCGAUUCGCUUCUGAACCUAAAGGGAAGCUCACUUCACUCACGGAAGAACCCACUGGCCCGGGAUUCGGGCUGCAAGCAGGGCUAUAAGCUCUGUAAACUUAUUUCUGUCGCGCCCUAGUUGAAGGAAUAAAA